UUGGGUGUUUGAGGUCAUUCAGACCCUCACUCAUUCACUCGAUCGGCGUGAGUAGGAAGAGGACCGGGAAAGCCGCUCACGGCUUUUUUUAUUUUUAUUUUCUGGCAGGGAACGACCGUGACUAUUAGACGGCAGGCCGCAAGAUUGGCUUUUCCUCACUUAUUCGACUCCACGACUGCGCCACACUCGAGGCUAGCAUCGCAGGCUAGCUCAAGGUGUUGAUAGUGGUUUGCCUGGCAGCUCGUUAACCGUCAACGUCGGAGUCCCUGCUGUGGCGUCGAGACGUCCGCAGCCGCGUGUCCGUCCGUGGUGUUGACGCCGCCGGCGUCGAGUCGAGACGAGACGAGACGAGAGCAGAGCACGGUGCUCCGCGAAGUGGCGCCUGCGUCGAUUCAGUUGACACCAUCACACCCGUCUGCCCCCAACCCCUUCACCUCCCGCCCCUCCUCCCGAAACACUGGACAUCCACAAGCGGCCGGGGAGCGGCGAACUGCCGGCGAAGCUGGGGCUGCUCUCGUUACCCGACGCGCACGGAGUCGUAGCGGCUUCGGACAAGCACAGCCGUGGGGAGCUACCGACGAGUAUGGACGGGCUGGCCGUGGAAGUUCGCGGCUCGAAUGGGGCCUUCUAUAAGGGGUACAUCAAGGAUGUCCACGAUGACUCGCUCACCAUUGUGUUUGAAAACAACUGGCAGCCAGAACGACAGUUACCCUUCAGCGACGUGCGGUUGCCGCCUCCAGCCGACUACAACAAGGAAAUUGGCGAAGGAGAGGAGGUGGAGGUUUACUCUCGGGCUAAUGAACAGGAGCCAUGCGGCUGGUGGCUCGCCCGGGUCCGAAUGAUGAAAGGGGAGUUUUACGUGAUCGAAUAUGCGGCAUGCGACGCCACCUACAAUGAGAUUGUGACAGCAGAACGCAUCAGGCCUCUCAACCCCAACAGCCCUUCCUCGCGAAAUUCCUUCCACAAAGUCACCAUCCCUGUCCCCGAGGACCUGCGGGACAUCUGUGCAGGCGACAACAUUCAUAAAGAAUUUAGGAAAGCUAUCGGCGCCAACUGCAUCUUCUUCAGUGCCCAAACACACGAGCUCAUUGUGCUGUCAACAAAUGAAACCACAGUAAAGCGCGCCACCAUUCUCAGCGACAUGCAUUUCCGCAGCAUCCGUACCAAGCUUAUGCUAAUGUCCCGUAACGAGGAAGCCACCAAACAUUUGGAGACAAGCAAGCAGUUAGCUUCAGCAUAUCAGGAGGAGGUUCAUGUCAGAGAGGACCUGAUGGGCCUUGCCAUCGGCUCUCACGGGGCAAACAUCCAGCAGGCCCGCAAAGUACCCGGUGUCACCGCUAUUGAGCUGGAAGAAGAGAGUUGUACCUUCAGGAUCUACGGAGAAAGUCCGGAGGCAGUCAAGCAGGCAAGAGAGUAUCUUGAAUUUAAAGAAGACUACUUUCAGGUACCCAGGAACCUUGUAGGCAAAGUCAUCGGAAAGAACGGCAAAGUCAUACAGGAGAUCGUGGACAAGUCGGGCGUGGUCCGUGUCAGGAUCGAGGGAGACAACGACAAAAAGCUUCCCCGCGAGGAGGUAGGCAGGCAGGGGGCAGGCAGCGACGACACUGCCAGCAGCAAAGAGGGCAUGGUUCCGUUCGUGUUUGUGGGGACGAAGGAGAACAUCAGCAACGCGCAGGCGCUGCUGGAGUACCACGUGUCUUACCUCCAGGAGGUGGAGCAGCUGCGCCUGGAGCGUCUCCAAAUCGACGAGCAGCUCCGGCAGAUUGGGGUGGGCUACCGCGCGCCUCAAAAUCGAACCGUGCCCGCCGGGACCGACCGAGAGAAAGGCUACCUGACCGACGAGAGCAGCAACUCGCUCCACACUUCUCGCACCUACGGGGGGCGCGGGAGGGGACGCAGGGCCUCCAACGGCGUGUACUCGGGAUACGGCACAAACUCUGAGCUGUCCAAUGCCUCGGAGUCUGAGGACCUAAACGAGCGCGACCAGCGGCCCCGCGGUGUUGGCGGAGAGGAGCGAAGUUCCAGACGGGCCGGUCGGGGUCGGGGUGCCAACUCUGGACGAGGACGCGGCGGGCCAGGGUCCAAACCGUCCAACACGAUCAGCUCAGUGCUGAGGGACCCAGACAGUAACCCUUACGCCCUACUGGAUGGCGAGGGGGAGCCGGCUGACGCCGACGUCAGCGAAGGCGCAGGAGACCGCCGCAGACGCUCCCGUCGCCGCCGGAGCGACCAGGAGCCCAGCGUGAUGGACGCCGCGGCAGAGUCGGACGGCCAGGCCGGGCCCAGCGAAAACGGACUGGGAGAAUGGGACCAGCAGCAAAACGGACGAGCAAAGGUCUUCUCAGCGUUCUCCAAGCAAAGGCAUGACACCAGCCAGCGAGACUGUAACGUUGGUCAAUGGCGUCUCGUAAUGAGACCGCCUCACCCCUCGCGAAACCAAGUCUCGAGCAAGAAGACUCCAUGGCAAACUGUCCCUGCUUGCAUUAACUUAAACCUGAAACAAAUGAGUGAAAAGUACCUGACAAAAUUCCCGAAUUCAUACUAUGAGAGUGGAAAAAAACCGACGCAUCAACUUAAAAACCCACGGUGUAUGCUAUAUACUAUCUAUUAGUACUUAGUGCUUAUUUAAAAACACAAAAAAAAACAAAAAGUAGCUUGCCAAAAAAUGACUGGUGGAUAUGACUUGAGUUUUAAGGAAAAUACUGAGACACAGCAAAAACGACUAGAUUUUUUCGUCUCUCUCUUAUGUUGACUUCCUUCAUUGUUUUUCACUGGUUUGGACUGGGCGGCCACAGAUGCGUCUCUUGACAGUGUUGAAGUGCGGGCGCGAGAGGUGUCAACUGUUGCAGAGUGACACACAGGCAGAUAGUCCAAUGGGUCGCAGUGUUCACACUCAGAGGCUGGAAUAUUGAUAGACAUUGUGCCUUGAAUUAAAAAAAGAGGGGGGGGAAAAAAAAAAGAAAAAAAGGAAAAAAAAAAGUUUUUGUUUUCAUCAUGGGAAGAAAAGUGGGAGGUGGUGUUCUGUUUUUAUUUUGGUCCCAAGGAGAGAACUGACUGGUGAGGGAGGGCUAGAGUCACAAAAGUGAGGAAGAAAACAGUAGUACUAGUGGCUGGGGGGGGGGGGGGGGGGGGGGAACAAGUUAGGUGCCAAAUGACAGAUUUCAAGGCACUUUCCUCAUUCCAAAUAGAAUGGACAACAUGGAGGUUCAGAGCAUAGAAAUUGUAUUUAGCAACUGCAAAACUAAACCUGGAGGGCUGAAAAUGUGACACAGCCAAGGCAUCCUAAUUUAUCAGCAAGGGGGUUUGAGGUGAUGCGUCACCUCCUCUUCUCACUUGUUUUGAGGUCCAAAGCGGUGGCCGGGACGCCUUUCUGAACGUGACAAAUAGAGACUUCAACGGUAGACACAAAAGAGAAGUAGCGCUAGCUUUCAGCCACAAUCUCGAAAAACCACGCCGGCCCGUGACUAGUGACUCCAGAUGCACACGUGGGGCGACCUCCUUUUCGGGGGCCGUAUGCUGCCGGUGGGCCAGGCCUGGGUGACUAAGAACUGCUGCGGGGUUGGGACAGCUUCAAAUGAGAUGAGAGCCACAUAUGCGAACACAUACACAAAAAACAGGCGCAACAACAGGUGAUUGCCCGCCUGGCGCAAAAGUAGAGGGGUGCAACACAAGGUGUUUUGGGUUGGGCAAGUGGCGUAAGAGAGGGACUCCUCAGUGGCUCUCUGCUCAUGUUACUGUUGUCUUGGUUACCACUCUUUUUUUGUUGCUAUUUCCACAUCUUAGAAAAUAUGAAAUAAAAAAUGGAAGUGAAAUCAACCCCUAUUCUGGAGAUGAACUUUUGAUUUCUCUGUCUUGUGGGUUUGCAGUCUAUUUUUCUAACUUGCAUGACAUUAAGGCUAACCAUUAGUAGGUGGUGCCGAUCCUGUGCAUGAAGAGAGGAUGUUGUGAAUCUGACUUACAAAGCCAUUGGUUUCAUCCAAUCCAAUUGCUGCUAAUGUCCACGCUGAAUGUCCAAGUAGAGCGAGAGAAGGGCGGUUGUUGGUUCCUUGGCGCGCAACUUCCACACGUUCCCAUACAACAUUAGCAGGGCAACAUUUAGGCAUACCAUGCAAGCAUCCACAUGACCAAAACGUUUUGAGAGGCAGAGAAACGGGAGUGCGUUUGAAUUGAGAUGACUCAUGCUGCUUGUUAGACAUUACUGUUCACCUGUGUGUUGUGUUUUUAAGAGUGUGAGAGAGCACUUGUACCUUUUUUUUUUGUUUCGGUUGCAUGUGCGCGAGUUUGUGUACAUUUAUACCUCAUUGUGUGAGUACUGUAGUCCCUUAUGUAUCUGUAACCCUCAUGUCCUGUUGAAAGGCUGCUGGUUGCAGUGUGUGUGUGCGUGCGUGCGUGUGUGUGUGUGCGCUGGUUGUACAGUCUACUUCUUUGUCAGAUUUUGUCUCUGCAUUCGUGUACUGAUGGCAAUAAAGGACUUUUCAUUAUUUGGUAUAAAAGUUUGACAAACUCA
Phyllopteryx taeniolatus (common seadragon) is the source of this 4507-nucleotide messenger RNA. RefSeq names its product FMR1 autosomal homolog 2 (gene fxr2). The transcript is spliced from 15 exons. Gene Ontology annotation, biological process: regulation of dendrite morphogenesis; DNA damage response; regulation of filopodium assembly. Gene Ontology annotation, cellular component: presynapse; dendritic spine; neuronal cell body. The record is from RefSeq and is a predicted model, not a curated record. Gene Ontology annotation, molecular function: translation regulator activity; protein homodimerization activity; mRNA 3'-UTR binding. Bases 584 to 2611 code for a protein of 675 amino acids. Lineage: Eukaryota; Metazoa; Chordata; Actinopteri; Syngnathiformes; Syngnathidae.